Enterobius vermicularis (human pinworm) is the source of this 2886-nucleotide messenger RNA. The record is from the annotation of a GenBank genome assembly. NCBI's taxonomy places the organism in Eukaryota, Metazoa, Nematoda, Chromadorea, Rhabditida, Oxyuridae.
UCAAUUGAUAAUUUAUUAGGUUCCAAUAAUUAUUAUGGUCAACUAUCAUCAUAUAACGACUAUAACAGCCAAACUUAUGGAUCAUCUACCGAUCACACACAACAACAAUUCUCAAAUUCUGCAAACGAUAAUCAAGGUUCAAUUUACACUGAUGACUCUCAAUUGCCACCAGUGGUUGUAAAACCUCAACAACAGCCUGCUCACCGGCCAGCCCCACCACCAGCCCCACCCUCUGCGACGAAUCGAGCUAUGCCUCCUGCGAGGCCCAAAGCACCUCCUUCACCACGGCCACCGAGAAAAGAAGCGGAACCAGAAGUUGAUGCUUGGACGCAGUUUAAACAAUUGAGUGAAAAAGCUAGUGAAGCUGUCAAAGUUACUGAGGAUAAACUAAAAGUUUUAAGCGAGACUACGGUUGCUAAUGAAGUUAAGGACGAAAGCUAUAUUGCUCAAAUCGGUGGCUCUCAAACAUUUAUACCGGAACUGGCUCAACGACAGAUUAAAGCAAAAGAAGAAGAGCUAGCACUGAAAAAGGCUGAAAAAAAAAGUCGCAAAAAGCAUCAUAAAGCAGCAACGCCAGAAGUUUCACCUUUGGAUGAAGCAGAAAUGGAUAGGGCAGCACAAGAACUGGCAAAGAAAGUAGCUGCUGCUAGAAUGGACAUGGAAGGAUGGAAGCCACCAUCAGAACGUGACGCUUCCUUGGAACAUCAACUAGAUGAAAACAGCUCUGCUGUUCUUAAUCCUGCAGAUAUAACUGGCAAAAUUUCUGUUUUCAGUGGCAGGAAAAGGUGGACAGCAUUUGAUGAUCAAUUCGCACCUCACUUACCGCCAUCAGAGUCUGAUUUCUUCAGCCAUGCAGCAGAUAGUGGCACAAUUAAUCAAGACGACGCAUUUGGUGGUCCGGAAUCAGACACACUUUCCAGUGUGGCUUCUAGAAGAGAUCCUUUUGCUCCUUUGGAAGAGAACUUGAUUCAACAAGAGUACGACCCCUUUGACAUCAAACCGGCUGAGGAUGUUUUUGAAGCUGCUAAAGCAAAAGCUGCAGCCGAUUCUGCUGCUGCUGAAGCCCAGAGAGAUCUCGCAUUGUUUGAAAGUCCAUUAAGUACACCAACUCAAGAAGGAGGAAGCCCAGCAAGUUCUCGGCCUCCAGGAUUUGAAGACGAAUUUCAUGCAGAAAGUGCUGUAUCAUCUCCAUUAUACGAUGAAGAUGACGCUGAGCCAUUGACCGAUUUUCCUGAGAAAUUUACAGGCGAAGGUUGGGAGUUGAUGAUUAGGUUUCCAAUAAAAAAGAAAUUAAUGAGCGACCGAUUUUGGAAACCAUGUUUCGUCAAAAUACAAGGAUGCACACUUUACUUGUGUGAUUCAAAGAAGGACCAAAAACCAUUUCAGGAACUGCUCUUACAAACAAGUUAUUCUGUAUCAGAUACGACAUUACAAGCUUACGACAUAUAUGGAAAAAUACAUACCGUUAAACUGCAAUAUGUCGUAUACAAAGAACGAGUUGGGAUAAGACCAGGGCAAAUCUCACGUCUAGUGGAAGGUCAUAUUACUAAAUAUGGCUUACCUCUGGAGCACGCAGCUCAAUGCACUGUUUUAUUGAAAUUCGGUAGCUUGAACGCCGUUGAACUGGCUUCUUUUGUAACAACGGUCGAAGAUGUGCUAUUUCGGUGUCCGGCAAGAAGAGAGGUCACGCCGGUGUAUAAACAGGACGAAGUUCAGAUACAUUGUUAUGACGAGUAUUCAGCUUAUGUUGAUAAAGACGGGAUUGUUAGUGAUCAAAAAGCUCGAGUCAGACUGUUCUGUUUGGCAUUCUUAACUGGAUCGCCUUACAUAGAAAUAGGACUGAACGACCGCAGACGGCAGGGAAAAGAAAUCGUUCGUCGAAAAGAUAUUUUACCUAUGUACACUGAAAAAUGGAUCCGUUUUGAAAAUAUCGAAUUUCAUAAUACUGUCAAUAAAGAACAGUUUGAUCAGGAGCAAGUUAUCAGUUUUCAACCUCCAGACGGAUGCUUUUUCGAAGUUAUGCGGUUCAGAAUACGUCCCCCCAAAAACCGUGAAAAACCGCUGACGGUUAAAAGUAUGAUGAGGAUGGCUGGUUCGAAAAUUGAAAUUCGAAUAGAAGUUAUGGCUGCUCCACAAAUUCAAAAAACGAAAGGAGGAAGAGUGACCAGAAAUCAGAUACCAUGCGAAGACAUACAAAUUCGCUUUCCAGUUCCUGAAGCUUGGAUAUAUCUGUUUAGAGAAGAGCGUAAUUGGGGAGUUGGUUCAGUACAUGCAAAAGUUAGAAGACCUGGAAAAGUCAAGAAUUUGAAAGAUCGUCUGAUGGGUGUAGUGCAAAACAUCGAGAAUUCACUGAUAGAAGUGGCUAUUGGUGAAGCAAAAUAUGAGCACGUUUAUCGUUCACUAGUUUGGAGAAUACCGCGACUACCUGAACGGCACCAUGAAGCUUACAAGCAACAUUUACUGACUUGUCGUUUUGAACUUUCUUCGUUUGAUUUGAUGCCUGAGACCUUUAUACCCGUUUGUGAUGUUGACUUCACAAUGCCUCUUGCCACUAUUAGUAACACGGUGGUUCGCUCAGUCAGUGUUGAGCAACAUGAAGACAGCGAUCGAGUAGAAAAGUUCGUCAGAUACGUCGCCAAAUGCACUUAUAAGGUUGAGAUCGACUAUGUACAAUGCUCAACGCUAGAUGUAGAUGCAAUUGUUGAUCCCACAAAUAUAAAUCCAGAGGCGUCGCAAGAUGUUAUUCCUGAACCACAUAAACCUACGAUGAACCCUAAUGAUGUGAAGAAUGUUUAUAAAAAAGAAGAAGAAUCGAGCAGCGAUGAGGGGGAAUCAGAGCGAAAAGCGCCAAUGAUUCAAAUUGACAUGAAAGGUUACGGUUAUUGA